AUGAUUGAACCGAGGGUAUUUUCACCCUAUUUCUCCGCAUAUUUGACAAGUCAUAAAGUUGACAAGCGCCCUUGCGCAGCAUACGACCUUGGUGAAUCAGCUCUUGCAACAUACCAAGAUGCAGCGUGCCCCAGACGAAAUGUCCUGAAAUGUGGUUUGCUAGAUGGAGAGACAACAUAUGCAUGUGAGUGGCUGUUCAAGGCCUUUUUACAAGCCAUGGAUGGAAAAGCACCAGGAACCAUAUUUACAGAUCAAGCCCAAUCAAUUGCUGCUGCGAUUAGUGCAGAUUUCAAAAGAUGCAUAUAUGAUCCAGAAAGUGUUGAAGAAUUUGAAUCAAGUUGGAAUAAGUUACUUGAUGAUUAUGAAUUAAGAGGAAAUAAUUGGCUAGAAGGGAUAUAUCUAUUACGUGAGAAAUGGGCACAAGUUUAUGGUCGAGACCACUUUUGUGCAGAGUUCGUCGUCCAAUAUGAUAAAACAGUAGCGGAUCGAAAAGAAAAGGAAAGACAAGCAGAAAAUGCAACUAAACAGAAAUGGCGUAGUUUGUAUUCUGAUUGGAAUGUGGAGAUUGAAGCAACAAAGCAGUAUACAAUAUUGUGCAGUUGCAAAAAGUUUGAGUUUGAUGGGAUUCUUUGUGCACAUGCUCUAAAGUUAUACAAUGAUUUAGACUUGUCAAGUAUACCAUCCAAUUAUUAUUUGAAAAGAUGGAGCAAGGAUGCUAAAUGUGGUAUUGGAUUUGAUUCUUAUGAUGAAUCGACUUUGGAGAAAAAUUUGGAUAAGCAUGCCAAUUUUGGAGAACAAGAUGAUGGAACAAAUGAGGUAAAUUAUGUUAAGCAUGUGACUGAAGCUGAGAAAAAUCUUAAGAUCCAAGAUCCAAAAGUUCAGAAGUCCAAAGGUCGGGGCAAAGGUAGAAUGAAGAGUGCUUUGGAAUCUAAUCAACCUAAAAAGAAAGAUCCAUACAGGAGAAAAGCUUUUAAAGAAUCCAAUUCAAAUGCAUAUGAGAUGAAUGGACCAUCAACAAGAUAUGCACAAACUCAUGUUUAA
Messenger RNA from Malus domestica (apple), 1041 nucleotides. Its product is annotated as protein FAR1-RELATED SEQUENCE 5-like. Gene Ontology annotation, molecular function: zinc ion binding. Lineage: Eukaryota; Viridiplantae; Streptophyta; Magnoliopsida; Rosales; Rosaceae. Gene Ontology annotation, biological process: regulation of DNA-templated transcription. The record is from RefSeq and is a predicted model, not a curated record.